UAUGGCUCAAAUAGAGGAAGAACAUAAGUUAAUAUAAUUAGAAAUCAAGUAUACUACAGAAAUUCACAAAAAUGUACCUAUUGAUCUUAAUGGAACUGUACUCAAAUUUUAAGAGACACUUGAAGAAAUUCUCAAAGUUCCCAUUCAAAAAUAAAAGAUUAUGAUCAAAGGAUCUCUCUUGAAAUAAGACUAAGAUCUUUCUAAAUUGAAUCUCAAAAAUGUAUAAAGCAUUUAUAUCUUAGGGUUAAUAAAUUAUGGUUAUGGGUGCAAGAGAAGAGCAUCUUUUAAAUUUGAAAUAGGGUAAGAAAAUCUUUGAAGAAGAUCUCACUCCAGAAUAGAAGGCUAUCUUAUUGAAAUAGAAAGCAGGAGUAUGAUAUUAAAUACAAACAUAUUAGAUUGUUUUACCAAUAGGAUUAGUCAAUUAAGGAAAUACAUGUUAUAUGAAUGCCUCAAUUUAAAUUUUGAGAAGAGUUAAUGAGUUGAAUGAAUACGUAAAGAAUAAUGCAAAGUAAGGAUAAGGACCUAGUGUUAAAUUAUUUAAUGCAUUAAAUGAUGUCUUCUAAUAACUUGAAAGUAAAGGUGAAUCAUUUAAACCAUUUAAUUUUCUUAGCGUAAUUAAUUUCUAAAAUAUGUCUAGAUUCUCUUUUAGUUAUAUCCAGAAUUCGCUUAAAGAGAAAACCAUAUGUCAUUUAAAUAAUAGGAUGCUGAUGAAUGUUUUUAAAAUAUUCUUUAAACAAUUGAACCAUUAACUACAUAUGAGAAUGAGGAGGGAUUAUAAAAAAAUUUAAUUAAAGAUCUAUUUGAAAUUGAAUUAAAAUCAACAAUUGAGAAUUAAGAUCUUCCAGAUGAACCUAAAAAAGUGAGUAUUGAAAAAGGAAAGAAAUUAAUGUGUAUAAUUGAUAACCAAAGUAGACCAGUUAGUACUUUAAUAGAAGGUAUUACAGUGAGUUUGGAAGAAUAAUUAGAGAAAAUUUCUGAAAUAGAUCAACAAACUCAUAUCUAUAAAAAAACACAAAGAAUUUUUAAAUUAGUAAGAUAUAUUGUUUAUAUUAUUAAAGCCAAGUUAUUUAUUAUGUUAAAUGGUUAGAUUUUAUUGGAAAUAAGGAGUAUAAGGUAAGGAAGGAGUUAAGGCUAAAAUAUUGAGAAAUGUUGCAUUCCCAAAAAUUUUAGAUUUAUUUGACUUCUGUGCUCCUGAAUUAUAAGAAUAAUUAUUAGCAGGAAGAGAAUAUGAGAAAAAGAAACUUUUGGAGAUGGCUGCUAAAGAGACUGAUGAAUUAGAAUAAUUUAAGAAAGAUUUAGAGGCAUCUGGAAAGAUGAUACCUGAUGAUACAAGAGAAAUUUAUAAAUUAUUUAAGGCUAAAAAAUAAUAAGAAGAAAUAAAGAAUCAUGAUGAUUAGUUAUAUAGAAAACAUGGAUUUGGAUUAGUUACAGGAAAUUAUGAGUUAAUUGGAGUUUUAAGUAAUUAAUUAUUUAAUUAAUAGCUCAUACUGGAAGAGAGGCUGAUUCUGGACAUUAUAUGGCAUGGGUUCAUCAUUCAGGUGAUAAUUGGAUAUAGUAUGAUGAUGAAAAGACAUUUGAAAAGAAAAUAGAACAAAUUAUGGAAUUAAGAGGUGGUGGAGAUUGGCAUAUGGGUUAUUAUCUACUGUAUAGAAGAUUAGAAAUUGAGUGAUAUUAUAAAAAUGAAUAAUUAUCAUUAUUUAUUCAAGUUCAUUAUUGUAGGAGAAUCAAGUAACUGAAUGAAUUAAGUUAGAUGUUGGAAAGAGUUGUUUAUUGUUAUAAUACACAGAAGCCAGAUUCCAAGUUGGAUAUGAUGCUACCAUUGGGGUUGAAUAUGGAUCUAAAGAAGUUAUCUAUGAUGAUAAACUAAUUAAAUUAUAGCUAUGGGAUACGGUAUUAUUUAAUUAUAUUCAGGCAGGCUAAGAGUCCUUUCGUUCUAUAACUAGAGCAUAUUAUAGGGGGUAUUAAAAAUCAUUUUUAUAUGUAUAGAUCGAUUGGUUGUUUCUUGGUUUAUGAUAUUACAAGGAGAAUAACAUUUGAUAGAAUUUAAACAUGGGUUAAAGAUGUGAAAUAAGACACUAAUAAUAGAAUUGAAUUUUUAUUAGUAGGCAACAAAUGUGAUUUAAAAGAUAGAAAAGUUAGUUAUGAUGAAGGAAAAUAAUUAUCAAUCCAAUUAGGAUGUUAAUUCUAAGAGACUUCUGCAAAAACUGGAGAAAAUGUAGAAUUUAUAUUUGAAUCUUUAACAAAGAAAAUUUACUAAAACAUUAAAUCUAAUUAAAUUGAUCCUCAUGAUCCAAAUCAUGGAAUCAAAAUAGGAAAGAUUGGAGAAAAUGAAAAAGUAACAGAAAUUCCUAACUAGAAAAAAAGAAGUAUUUGUUGUUGAA
Paramecium pentaurelia is the source of this 2381-nucleotide messenger RNA. The record is from the annotation of a GenBank genome assembly. Lineage: Eukaryota; Ciliophora; Oligohymenophorea; Peniculida; Parameciidae.